Solanum pennellii is the source of this 1194-nucleotide messenger RNA. RefSeq lists its product as uncharacterized. The record is from RefSeq and is a predicted model, not a curated record. Gene Ontology annotation, molecular function: catalytic activity. The transcript is spliced from 4 exons. NCBI's taxonomy places the organism in Eukaryota, Viridiplantae, Streptophyta, Magnoliopsida, Solanales, Solanaceae. Bases 1 to 1194 code for a protein of 397 amino acids.
AUGUCAAAAGGUGUUUCUCAACCAUGGCUCAUAGUAGGAGAUUUUAAUGCUAUUCUUUCUACUAAAGACAAGUUAGAUAGAGUCCCUGUUACUAAUAAUGAAAUAAAAGAUUUUGCUGAAUGUUUGAGAGAUAUGGGAGUUAAUGAAUUGCAGUGGAAAGGUAACUACUAUACUUGGACUAACAAGCAGUGUGGGAGGGAUAGAAUAUCAAGUAGAAUUGAUAGAGCAUUUGGAAAUGAUGAAUGGAUGGACAAAUGGGGGCAUGUUAAUGUAGAAUAUGGGAAUCCAAGCAUAUCUGAUCAUAGUUCUAUGAUGAUUUUACUACAAAAAACUCAGCAGCAUGGGAAAUUUAGCUUUAAAUUUUUUAAUGUAUGGACUGAGCAUGAGGCUUUUAUGGAAAUGGUGGAAGCUAUAUGGAAAAAAGACUAUGGCAAUAGCAUAAUGAAGCAGGUUUGGUGUAAGUUGAUGGACCUUCAACAUGUACUAAAACAGUUGAAUAGAAAGGAGUUUAAAUACAUUGGGAAGCAGAUUGAGAUGGCUAGAUUGGAGAUUGCAAAAGUUCAAGAUCAACUAAAUGAACAAGCUACUGAUGAGCUAAUUGUGCAGGAAAAAGAGUUACUGAUUAAACAUGAAAAAUGGUCAAUGAUAGAAGAAAGUGCUUUGAGGCAGAAGACAAGGAUAAAAUGGAUCCAAUUAGGAGAUGCAAAUAAUAAGUUUUUCAGCUCAGUUAUAAAGGAGAGAACUCAAAAGAAACAAAUAAGAAAUAUUAUGUCUUUGAAUGGUAAGAUGUUAUAUGAUCCACAUGAGAUUCAGGAUGAGUUUGUGAUGUUCUAUAAGAGUCUCAUGGGAACUUCAGCAGGUAAGCUACCAGCUAUAAGUGCUCAAAUCAUUAAAGGGGAUAUCAUUGAGGCUGUUCAGAGUUUUUUCACAACAGGGAAACUGUACAAAGCAUUCAAUUGUACUUUAGUGUCUCUCAUUCCAAAAGUUCAGAAUCCUAAAACUGUGAUAGAGAAGCAUAUUUCUCCUAGAAGCAUGUUGAAGAUUGAUUUACAGAAAGCUUAUGAUUUAGUGGAAUGGCAUUCUUGGAGCAAAUGUGAAGCAGCUAAAGGAUUGAGACAAGGAGAUCCAAUGUCUCCUUUCUUGUUUGAUAUAGCUAUGGAGUAUCUUAGUAGAAAGAUAGACGUAAUAUCAUAA